Messenger RNA from Cylas formicarius (sweet potato weevil), 791 nucleotides. It is a transcript of the gene Mpv17, whose product is annotated as protein Mpv17. NCBI's taxonomy places the organism in Eukaryota, Metazoa, Arthropoda, Insecta, Coleoptera, Brentidae. The record is from RefSeq and is a predicted model, not a curated record. The coding region runs from base 206 to 754 and encodes 182 amino acids. The transcript has 2 exons. Gene Ontology annotation, cellular component: cytoplasm; membrane.
CUAAGUGUUGCGGCAGGUACUGGGGAAUUUUAACAUUUUUGUUUUACCAUUUUAAACUGAUUUUUUAAUAACAUAGUAACUUAGUUGCUCUGAUUUAUAUGUAAAAAAGACAUACUUUCGUUUGUAACUAUGCGGAUGACUUUAACAUUAAAACAUUAAUUCAAUUAUUAAUUUUAAAUAUUAAGGGUAUAACAAAAGUCCCAUAAUGGUUUUCAAGGCCUAUCAGAGGCUCUUGAAGGACAGAUUUGUAUUAGUUCAAGCAUUACAAACGGGUAUUUUAAUGGGUACGAGUGAUGUUAUAGCACAAUUUGUGAUCGAAAAGAAAAAAUUAAAAGAAUAUCAGUUUAAAAGAACAGGACAGUUUGCUAUUUUUGGUAUGACGUUUGUGGGACCUACUCUUGCCAUAUGGUACAGAUUACUUGCAAGAUACAUCGGGCAAGCCAAGUCUAGCAAAGUUACUCUCCAAAAGGUUGCCUGUGAUCAGUGUAUAUUUGCGCCAACAUUUUUGGUAUUUUUUAUUUCGGGUAUAAAUUUUAUUCAAGGCAAAGAUGCCACUCAUAUUAAAAAUGAACUCGCUUUGAAGUACAAAGACAUUCUACUCACAAAUUACCAAAUAUGGCCGGCAGUUCAGUUGAUUAAUUUUUAUCUUGUUCCGUUAAAUUAUCAAGUUUUGCUUGUGCAAUCUGUAGCCAUUUUUUGGAAUACAUAUUUGUCCUGGAAAACGCAGAAUGUAAUGAAAACACAUGAGGAUUAAUGUAGUAAUUUUCAAGAAAUAAAGCGAAAAUGAAACC